This is a messenger RNA of Astyanax mexicanus (Mexican tetra), 2180 nucleotides long. RefSeq names its product tumor necrosis factor, alpha-induced protein 2b (gene tnfaip2b). Gene Ontology annotation, biological process: exocyst localization; exocytosis. The record is from RefSeq and is a predicted model, not a curated record. Gene Ontology annotation, molecular function: SNARE binding. Gene Ontology annotation, cellular component: exocyst. Bases 22 to 2004 code for a protein of 660 amino acids. The transcript has 12 exons. Lineage: Eukaryota; Metazoa; Chordata; Actinopteri; Characiformes; Acestrorhamphidae.
CGAGAAGCUCUGGGCAGUAGUAUGGCAUCUUGGAAUCCUUUUAGGAGACUGUUUGCCUGUUAUGAUGAUGUUGAUGGGGAAGAGAAGGAGAAAGAGGGGAAAAUGACUGCUGGAUCACUUGCAGAUAGAGCUGUCUCCUCUUCUAAACCCAAGUUUCUAAAAUUACCAAAAUUCUUCAAAAAGAAUAAUGUGCAGAAUAAUGACAUCAAAUGCAAAGAGAUUCCACUGACGUUUAAGCAGAACCUAAAUGAGAAGCGUUUUUUAGUGGCAGCAAAGCAGCUGAUAAACCGUGAAGAGCGUCUGUUCUCAGUGAAGCAAGAUGGGGUGGGGUCCAACAAGAGCCGGGUAGAGGAAGAGGAGGAUGAUGAGGAAAGACUGAGAAAAGACUCUGAAGACCUUUUUAAGGCAGUAUGGUAUACAGUGGAGAAUACCUUCGAAGUCCAAACAGAGAAAGAGAAAGAGGCGCUAAAACAGGCAGUCCUGGUCCUACAGCAAGAGGACGAGCAGGACAGAAGAUGGCAGGGAGUUGGAGAAAAAGAGAGACCUCUGUGGAGACCUCGGUGCUGCAGGAAGACACAUGGCUCCCUGCUUCAGAACAUGGUUGAGCGGCGAAUGGAUGAGGCAAUGCCUGACUCAAGUGUUGGUAUUCAGUCUUCCAUUCAGAAGGAGAUCAUAGGCAAAGGCAAACGACUUAAGGAGGACCUGCUACAUGUGGCAAAGCAUGUAAGAUGCUGCUACCCUGAAGACAAUGUGUGCCAACUUUAUGCCACAUUAUACCAUCAGGCGUUUAGCACCAAACUCAGAGAAAUCGCUGACUUUGGACUGAGUGAUGAAGAUUGUGAACAUGUACUGCAGUGGGUGAAUAUACAUUACCCCAGUAUUCUGGAGAAUAAUGAGUUCACUGGGUUUAUCACAUAUAAAGAACUUGAGAGACUUCUGCCAGAAAACACACUUACAUCCCUGGAAGAGCAGGUUUUGAUCAAAAAAGAGAAUGAGGUGCAGAAAUGGUGCCAGAAUAUUUUAAGAGAGGAAAAAAAAGAUCCUGAACUGAGAGAUGGAUGCUACAUCAGCAACCUGGCCAUUGACACGAUUGGGUGCAUCCAUGGUGCUCUAAAGUCAACACAGGAAAUUUUGGGCUCUUGCUCGAAGCCUGAGAGGAUCACACAUACAAUUAAAGACUUCCUUAUUAAUUAUCAGACUUUCCUUGAGAACAUCAUUGAGGAAAAUCAGGCUAAUACUGAUGCUGUUCUGAAGGCCAACCUUCUCUGUAUUAGACAGUUCAGGGAACACAUAACAAAGCACCAGGAACUCUUCCCUGCACCUAUCAGAACUGAGUGUAUGCACUUGCUGAUUACCAUUAGAGAAAAAAUCCACAGCUACUUCACCAAGCCUAUACAUAGUUCUCUCAAGGUGAAGUAUACCAAACUAGGUACUCGAGAGUGGCUUAAAAACAGUGAGAAUGUGUGCACUGAGCUGCUUGAUGGACUGAAUGAGCACAUUCUGAAUUUCACAAAAUUGGACAAAACAUGCCUUAAGGAGCUGCUUAGUCAGCUUCACAAAGAAGUGCUGGCGGAGUAUGUAAGAAAAACAAUGAAGAAGAAGAUCAAACUUACAGAUGAGAAGAAACAAGAACAGGCAGCGAAAGCAUUACGGGACAACAGUCAGAAAAUCCAGGCUCUGUUUUCAGAAGCUGGGUCAAACCUGGACGACCUCCGAGAGAUCCUUCCAAAACUGGCUGAAGUUCUCACCCUAAAAGAUCCACAGUUUAUUGCAUUAGAGAUAGUGAAGCUAUCUCGAGAUUACCCCGACUUCAGUGAAGCCCACGCCUGCGCCUGGCUGUAUCUCAAGGCAAACCUCUCUACCUCAGACCAGAAAAAUAUCAAAAAGACUUUCUCAGAGUUCCGAGAGCCAGACUUACUUGAUGGUCAGGACCGGGACCAGGACCAGGAACAGGACCCACUCGACUCAAGCAGAAAUUUCUUCUCUAAAGUGCUAUUAAACUAGCACUGCUUAAUGUUGCAAAACAAUCUACUGUCCUGUUAUAUUGGAUUCUAGUUAGUUGAGCUACAUUUAAAGUUUUUUUUAUGAAAUGUACUGUGAAGCUACUUAAAACUUAAAGCAUUUUUACUGAAUAUAUUUUUUACAUGAUUUUGUAAAUAAAUAAAUAUUUUUACAUUACA